This is a messenger RNA of Nymphalis io (European peacock), 665 nucleotides long. RefSeq names its product 28S ribosomal protein S33, mitochondrial (gene mRpS33). Lineage: Eukaryota; Metazoa; Arthropoda; Insecta; Lepidoptera; Nymphalidae. Gene Ontology annotation, cellular component: mitochondrion. The transcript is spliced from 2 exons. The coding region runs from base 88 to 441 and encodes 117 amino acids. The record is from RefSeq and is a predicted model, not a curated record.
UAAUAGCUUAACUUGACGUUCUUGACAAAUAAGAAAAAAAUUAAGUGCGAGUAAAUAUUGUAAAGUAGAUCAAGUUCUUGAAGAGCUAUGGCGACGAAUUUUGUGAAAUAUUCACAACUUAUCAAUAAUACAACGAAAUAUGCACAACGGAUGAAAAGGUUAUCAAAUAGAAUAUUCAAUGAAGUCGCGAUUCCGACAAAUCCUAGGUCGAUGAAAGUAGUCAAAAUCUUCUCAGCCAGACCACUGCAUACCGAUGAAGAGAUCAUUCACUACUACCCUAGACACGUGGAGACUCAUGCAUUGAUGCUAAAACUACGAGAGUAUGGUUUAUUCCGAGAUGAACAUCAGGACUUCAAAGAAGAGAUGAAGAGGCUGCGAGAGUUGCGUGGUAAAGUUAAAGUUUGGAAAAGAAAACUAAAUCAGGAGCAAAAAGAAUCUUAGCAUGUGUGCUGUAUUAGUUUAUCAUAGUUUUAAAGUUGGGACAAUUACUUUGUGAUAGCCAGAAUUAAAAUUUGUUUAUUCAACAUUGCUGUUCCAUAAUAUAUCGAUAAUGUAAAUAAAACUUCACUUUAUAAGAAUAAUUAUGUAUACUAUAUCAAUAGCAUAUAACUAAUUAGGUGAAUUAAACAUAUGUAGUUUCCUUGUUUUCAUUAUUUAGAUUUCUA